GAAAACGGCUGAGAAACAAUUCUGUGCUGCAAGAUAUCCCUGAGAGAGCAAAGGAUGCGCCUUUACAAUACAAUAUGCUCUCCAGGCGUCCCCACCGCGUGAUUGGUGGGCAAGUAUGAUACUCAAAAUACAAAACCGGAUACUGUACCGAACUCGGGCGGGGUUCAGUUUAGGGUUUGUAAUCGCUCUCACUAGAGCACACCUCUAUAAAAUAGCUGCCUCCCCCCCCAGUAACGAUGAUCACCUUCCCACCACACAACACACAAAAAAGCCCUAAAGUCCCCAAUAUCUCAACGCCCACCAUCACCCCAGAACUCAUCAAAUAUCAACAAUCAACAACGACACCGCCGUUCGAAAUGCCCUCCACGCGCAUACUUCUCAAAUUAAACUCGAACCAAUCCAUUAGCGCGCCCUAUUUAUUACCCCAAACAAUCAAUCCUCGGGCCCAGGUCCUCUCGUGCGCCAAGUCGAAAUUCCGCGUAAAAGUCACCAGAAUAUUCCUUCCGGGCGGUGAAGAGCUCCUUACACCACAAGCCGUUCAAGAUGUCAUUGACUUAUCCCACGAGCGCCGUACGGUGGGCCCAACCUUUCUUGUUUCGGCCGGCGAGCCAUACGUCGGUGCGCUAGCGCCCCCAUCGCCGGCACGCGCUGAGAAUAGCGCGUGUGAGGUGCAUGUGUUAGCGGAAGAUUCAUACAUCGAUCCGCAGGCCAUCGCGCAGUUGGAAGCCGCCGCCAAGUUGCCCGGGAUGGUACGCGCUGUCGGAUUGCCGGAUUUACACCCUGGCGGGAAGUUCCCAAUUGGCGCGGCGUUCGUUUCGGAGCGUUAUAUCUAUCCAUCCUUAGUGGGUAGUGAUAUCGGGUGCGGGAUGACUCUGUUUCUGACCGGCCUCACCCGGAAAAGACUGGAGGACCAAAACGGGAUAAAAAGAGUAGCUGAGAGUCUGCGGGGCCUGGAAACUGCAUGGAGGAGCCCUCAGGAGAGGGCGGCCUGGCUCGGGGACUGCGCUGCUGGCGAUGAGUGGGACAAAUUGGUCGGAACCAUUGGUGGCGGGAAUCACUUUGCCGAGUUUCAGAUUGUGGAGCACGUGGAGGAGGGGAAUGGAUUGUGCUCGGGGAUUGUGGUACUUUUAAUCCACUCUGGGUCUAGACGCUUUGGAAAACACAUCCUGGAGACGUUCACCAAAGACGACAAGUCCAUUUCGCUGGCCUAUGGCGAUCCGAAGACGGCUGAAUAUUUGAAGCUCCACACACAAGCCUGCAAUUGGGCCAGUAAGUCAAGGGACCUAAUUGCUCUACGAAUCUUCGAAUGCAUAGAAGGGAGCCGCUGGGCACUGCCGGAAACCAUAGACCUGGACACCACAUCGCAUCUAAAGACCAGGCUACAGGGAAGGAGGGUCCUGGAUAUCCUGCACAAUAGCGUGACGCCAACUCUCUGGCCCCCGCACGCUGAAGCACAAUAUCAGAAGCCCAUGUUCAUCCAUCGGAAAGGUGCCGCGCCCGCACCACAAGGAGCACCCUUCCUUCCACUCCCCGGAAGUCGCGGCACCCCAACCCUACUUAUCAAACCACUCUUCUCAGAAAUUAACCAAAACGGGUUCAAAAACGGACUUUCCCUUGCACACGGCGCUGGUAGAAUGCUGUCAAGAAACGAAGCCCGCGGAUUGUCACGAAAAUACAACAACGACGUUAAAGUACUCACAGAGAUGAAGCCGAUGGGGAUGAGGAACGGUGGGAAGGGAAGAGUUGUUACUAGUGGCUAUGUCGUUUGCGACGAAAAGGAAUUAGUCUGGGAAGAGGCGGUGGAGGCAUACAAAGAUGUCGAGGUCGUAGCACAGGAUUUGAGGAAGCGCGGGGCUGCGAGAGUUAUCGGAAAGUGUAUUCCUAAAGUAACCUAUAAGGUUAGAAAUGAGUCUUUGCUGUAAGGAGUAGUCUUAUUAUUACUCAUUACGGCGAGGUUUUAAUUGGGAAAACGUCAUCAAUCCCCAUUCGCAGGGUCAAAAGUGCCGGAAACUGACUGGCCAGUGUGAAAUCGAUGAACGGUAAGAUAAUCCGGGUUUACCCUUUUACCCAAGCGGUGCCAUGAGUAAAAGGCCUUGCUUUGAUUCAAUAAUCUUUUCCCGCAUAACCCAAGAAUACGACUACUAGGGUAUCAAGACAGCCCAGGGUGAGAUCCCGUUGACGGUAGUCUCGGUAUUACAUCACACUUGAUGGGUGCCGAGCACGAGAGGCAGUGGGCAGCACCGCCUCCCCUGGAGAAGAUAUCGUACAUAACCUGAAUGAUGGGUUUUUACUCAUUCGCACUGCUCGCUACCAGCAUAACAGCUGGGGAA
Tuber aestivum (summer truffle) is the source of this 2330-nucleotide messenger RNA. Lineage: Eukaryota; Fungi; Ascomycota; Pezizomycetes; Pezizales; Tuberaceae. The record is from the annotation of a GenBank genome assembly.